AUGGAGACCAAACCCGGCCAAGGUGUGUGUCUGAACUGUGAGGGGAAUACACAGGGGUCCAACUGUGAAGAGUGCAGACCUGGUUUCUAUCGCAGUCCUAACAGUGGCCCGAAUGAAGCGUGUCUGCCCUGCCCCUGCUCCAAUACCUCCUCCAAUGGGACCUGCCACACCGAUGCCAGUGGGUCUGCAGUCUGUGAUCGCUGCCUGGGUCCGUACUUAGGCCCUCAGUGUGACCAGUGUAGUGUCGGGUUCUUCAGACGGGAUGCCCUCUGUGUACCAUGUGACUGCAGCGGCAACUCCGACCCCCAGGGGCCCUCACAGAUCUGCAACCCCCACACGGGAGAGUGUCUGAGCUGUAUCAGCAACACUACGGGAGCACACUGCCAGCUCUGCGCACCAGGAUAUGUGGGAGAUGCCAAGGCUCACAACUGCACACGGCUGAAUCCCAGGCUUCUACCCACACCAGUCCAGACCACCAGCACCACAGAAGCCCCCACAUCCCCUCCGACCCGUUCCACUGCUUUCUCCUCCUCCACCUCUGGGCCAAAACUCCUGCCCCCUUCCACCUCCAACUCCUCGUCCCUCAGUCCCACCACCACCCAGGCCCUGCUCACCAGCCUGGGCAGCCCCACGGACAACACCACAGCUGCACUCACCGAAGUCUCCUGGACCCAAUUCAACAUCAUCAUCCUAGCUGUCAUUAUUCUCGUGGUGCUACUCCUACUUGGGUUUGUGGGGGGAGUCUACACCUAUCGCGAGUACCAAAACCGCAAGCUCAACGCACCAUUUUGGACCAUUGAGUUGAAGGAGGACAACAUUAGCUUUAGCAGUUAUCACGAUAGCAUCCCCAACGCGGACGUAUCGGGUUUGCUUGAGGAUGAAGCUAAUGAAGUAGCGCCAAAUGGUCAACUAGCUCUCACAACGCAGGGCAACUGCUAUAAAGCUUAACAAAGCAAAACAAGUUGAAACAUAAAUUGUACAUUAUUAUAUCACUAAAAGCUGCUGGAAAAAGUUACCAAAACCGAGAUGGCUCCCUAAUAAAAUAAGUCGGUUUACAGGCUUGUUCACAAUACAAACUUGGAAAGGAGAUUGCAUUCUUAUUGAAAAUUCAACUGAGAAUGCUCCAAAGAGAAGGGCAGUUACUUCGUAAGAUCGCGCUGUUGUGGAGUUGUUUGCAGUUGGAGCACGUGCAAAGCUAAAUGGAACCACUAUAAUUACUAGAAGAGGAGCUAAGCAUUUCACUGUUUUUUAAAACGUGACUAUUUUAAGUUAUAAUUUUUAUCACUUGAAGACGAGUGAUCUUAAGACAGUGAUUGUUAUUUAAUGAAUUUCUAUUCUUAUUUAUUGGUUUUGAGUGAAAUGCUGCACAUGUAUGUUUAUCCAAGGUGUUUUCUCUUGUCUGAAUGGGACAAUAUGUUUCAUUGUAUAGUUUGUGUGUCUCUUUUUGAGAAUAUGGGGAGCGAGAUGGAUAUUCCUGAACUGUUUUUUUUUGUUCAUAUAGCUUCCAAGUUAUUAUGCGUGCCAGCUCAUAAUCAAAGAGGAGUCUUUUAUACUGUUUAAACUACAGAUACAAUUUGGCAGUGUGAUUCAUGCAAUGCAUACAUCCACUAUAAAGAUCUAAUCUGCUGCCUACCUCAACAAACUGCAAACGGCCAUCUUGAAAGGUAUACGAACUGUGACCAGACAAAACUAUGGAUUGAUAAGAUCCAAACUUAACCUUUGUACCAUUUCGUUAUGUAGUCAGCACAUGUUUCCUCGUUCCCAAGCUGUUAAACAAACAAUGACUAACUGGUGAGCAACUCCAGAGCUAGCCGCUAGUUUUGGUUUUCUGUUAUUGCAUCAUUCUGGCUAUAAUGUGUGGUAAAGCGAAAGUUGAUAACCUCCUCAGGUCUGGCUUUGUUCUCAAUGUGACCACUGUAAAUACUUUGGCUACUGUACAUAUGGAUGUGAAUAGCACUACUAUUAUUAUAAUUGUACAGGUAUAGGUUAAUCGUGUGUUCACUGUCACUCAACAAGCAUCCCCUCAUGUUGCUCACAGCUUUUCUAUUUUUUAAUUACUAUACUGUUGUUUUCCUUUUUUUCCUCAUCGUCCUGACAUUGCCAUAAACUGUACACAUGAUUUGAAUGCACCGUGACCCAGAAAGGCUCAACGUGGCAAGUAAAAUGAUGUAAAUAAUAAAACC
Boleophthalmus pectinirostris (great blue-spotted mudskipper) is the source of this 2183-nucleotide messenger RNA. Its product is annotated as multiple epidermal growth factor-like domains protein 9. The coding region runs from base 1 to 948 and encodes 315 amino acids. The transcript is spliced from 4 exons. Lineage: Eukaryota; Metazoa; Chordata; Actinopteri; Gobiiformes; Gobiidae. Gene Ontology annotation, molecular function: extracellular matrix structural constituent. Gene Ontology annotation, biological process: axon guidance. The record is from RefSeq and is a predicted model, not a curated record. Gene Ontology annotation, cellular component: basement membrane.